AUGAAUGAGAUAGAAAAUACGGAUCCAAUUUUGGACGAUGAACUUGCAUCUAAAUAUGAGAAGGAGAUGAGUACAGAACAAGAAGAUGAUGGGCCCAUAAUCCUCACACAGUUGAAUGAAGACGGCACCACUUCGAAUUACUUUGACAAAAGGAAACUAAAAAUUGCUCCUAGAUCAACAUUACAGUUCAAGGUUGGGCCUCCAUUUGAAUUGGUGAGAGACUACUGUUCAGUCGUGGAAUCUCAGACUGGAAAUGCAUUAGAUUUGCGAAUUAUUCCAAGAAUUGACCGGGGAUUCGAUCACAUUGACGAUGAAUGGGUAGGUUAUAAGAGAAACUACUUUACCUUGGUAUCUACGUUUGAAACAACAAAUUGUGAUUUGGAUACAUUUCUGAAGAGCACCUUUAAUCUGCAGCUUCAAGAUUCUUCGCUAGAAAGUCAAUUGAGAGUGCAAUAUUUUGCUAUCAAGAUAAGAGCUAAGAACGAUGACGAUGAAACAGAAAUUAAUCUUGUUCAACACACAGCAAAACGAGACAAAGGUCCGCAAUUUUGUCCUUCGGUAUGUCCUUUGGUGCCCUCUCCUCUACCAAAACAUCAAAUUAUAAGGGAAGCAUCGAAUGUCCGAAAUAUUACAAAAAUGAAAAAAUAUGAUUCUACAUUUUAUUUGCACAGGGAUCAGGUCAAUUUUGAAGAAUACGGAGUGAAUUCUUUACUGUUUUCAUAUCCUGAAGAUUCUAUUCAAAAAGUUGCCCGCUAUGAAAGGGUUCAAUUUGCUUCAUCAAUCAGCGUGAAGAAACCAUCCCAACAGAACAAGCAUUUCAGUUUGCAUGUAAUUUUAGGAGCGGUUGUAGAUCCAGAUACCUUCCAUGGUGUAAAUCCUGGAAUUCCUUACGAUGAACUGGCUUUAAAAAAUGGAUCAAAGGGAAUAUUUGUGUAUUUGCAGGAAAUGAAAACACCGCCUCUCAUUAUCAGGGGAAGAUCUCCUUCCAAUUAUGCAUCAUCUCAGCGAAUAACCGUUAGAACUCCGUCGAGUGUAAGUUCUUCUCAAAACAAUACUAAAAGGAAAAUGCAAUCAUCAACGCCGCAACCACUGAAAGAAAGCUGCUUAAACGCAAGACCUGCGAAGAGGCGGUCGAAAGUGACAUUAGAUGCAUCGAAUUCCGGUAUGUCUAUCUCGCCUAUCAAAUCCCGACAAUCAACUCCAAUGGAAGCCCUGAAGGAAAAUGAGGAUCCAUUUAUCAGGCCGAGGAAAAGAGUAGAGACUCUGGAACAUAUUGAAAACAAGUUGGGCGCCUUGAAAAACCCAUGCCUGGAUUCCUCUUUGAAAUAUCCAAGCUCAUCUUCUAGAGGCGUAGAAGGUGCGCUAGAAAAUGAAGAUUUAGCUUAUUCAAGUAGUUUUUCUGUUAAUAUGAAGCAAAUUGAACUAAAACCAGCACACAUUUUUGAACAUGAAAAUGUUUUCAAGGUGGGCUCAUUAGCUUUCAAAAAAAUCAGUGAUUUGCCACAUCAAAGAUAUGAUAUCUCGAGAGAGAAAAAAUUUAUUGAGCAAAAUUAUUCCAGGGCAGAAUUAUGUUCACGGUCCGAAUGCAAAACUAGUUAUGGAAAUGAACUUUCCCUUCCAAAUAUCUCUUUUUCCAUAUUACCUAACUCAGCGGAAAAUUUCCAUCUUGAAACUGCACUUCUUUCGGCGAUGGAAGAAGAGGUACCAAGGACAUUUUCAAGAAUAUUAGAAACUGGUUCUUUUCAAAAUUACUAUCAGAAAAUGGAAGCAGAAAACGUAGAUCGAUUAUAUUCUAAGGGUGUUCGGUUAGUGGCAAGUGGUACUUUACCAUCUGGUAUAUUUACUAGGGAAGAGUUAUUUGAAGAAGAUAGUUUCUAUAAGCAUUAA
Saccharomyces kudriavzevii IFO 1802 is the source of this 1887-nucleotide messenger RNA. RefSeq names its product transcription factor NDT80 (gene NDT80). The record is from RefSeq and is a predicted model, not a curated record. The coding region runs from base 1 to 1887 and encodes 628 amino acids. Gene Ontology annotation, cellular component: nuclear chromosome. Lineage: Eukaryota; Fungi; Ascomycota; Saccharomycetes; Saccharomycetales; Saccharomycetaceae. Gene Ontology annotation, biological process: positive regulation of transcription by RNA polymerase II; meiotic cell cycle. Gene Ontology annotation, molecular function: DNA binding; DNA-binding transcription factor activity. The transcript has a single exon.